Messenger RNA from Mastomys coucha (southern multimammate mouse), 2921 nucleotides. It is a transcript of the gene Raly, whose product is annotated as RALY heterogeneous nuclear ribonucleoprotein. The record is from RefSeq and is a predicted model, not a curated record. Bases 1611 to 2558 code for a protein of 315 amino acids. Gene Ontology annotation, cellular component: nucleus. NCBI's taxonomy places the organism in Eukaryota, Metazoa, Chordata, Mammalia, Rodentia, Muridae. Gene Ontology annotation, molecular function: RNA binding. The transcript has 9 exons.
CCUUGCAAUCCCAGGAGCGAAGAACAUAAGGCUACGUUUACGGUUGCUUUUAUUGACCAGUCGAGCUGAGACAUUAGGAAAAAGUUGCAGAAAUUGGAAGGGUUACAAGAUAAGUCUUUGAGAGAGUUAGUGCAGGUUGUUGAGAAAGUGUUUCAUAACUGGGAGGCGGAAGAAGAAAAAGAAGAUAGGAAGCAGAAGGAACAGGAGUCUAGAGAAUUAAGAGAGGAGAGACAGGAAAAGAACCUUCACAGAAUCUUGGCCACAGUAGUUAGAGAGACUAGAGAACCAAGUAGGAUAGUACCUGGCAACCGAAGAGAACCCCUGGCCAAAGAUCAAUGCAUUUACUGUAAAGAAAAGGGACAUUGGGCGAGAGAUUGCCCCCCCAAAAAGGGGUCCUAUGUGCCUGACAGAAAGCUGGUGGGGCCUAAAGUACUGGCCAUCCAAGAGGACAGUGACAGUGAAUAGAGGGGACAGGGUUUGGAUCCCCUCUCCGAACCCAGGGUAACCCUUACCAUGGAGGGAAGCCCACUCAGUUUCUGGUGGACACAGGGGCACAGUAUUUGGUCCUCCUACAAUCAGAUGGGCCGAUUUCCAAAAAGAAGUCCUGGGUCCAAGGGUCCACAGGCAACAAGCAAUACUCAUGGACUACCCGAAGAACAGUGGACCUAGGCAUGGGCUGGGUAUCCUACUCGUUCAUUGUUAUCCCAGGAUGCCUUUGCCUCUUGUUGGGUAGAGAUCUUCUCACUAAGAUGGGAGCUUAGAUCCAUUUCCUCCCAGAAAGGCCCCAAGUCAGGGGCCAACAGGGAGAACCCAUCCAGGUGCUGACUAUGAAAUUAGAGGAUGAGUACCAACUCUUUGAGAAUAAGGGAUCACAGGAGUGAUGACUUUGACUGGUGGUUACAGAACUUCCCACAAGCCUGGGCUGAGACUGCAGGAAUGGGGAAAGCUUAGAACCAGCCUUUGGUCCAUGUGGACCUAAAAGCCCAGGCCAGCCCAGCUACUUUUUACCAGUACCCUAUGGGACAAAGAAGUCCCUAAUGGGAUCCGACCCCACAUCCUGCACCUCCUCCAUCUGGGGAUCCUGUGGAGGUGCCAGUCUGCAUGGAAUACGCCCCUCCUCCCAGUACGGAAGCCCAGGUCCAGUGACUAUCGACCUAUCCAUGUUCUCAGAGAGGUAAACAAGCGGGUGUCUGACCUCCACCCUACGGUCCCUAACCCAUGUAAUCUGUUGAGUUCCUUGCCUCCCUCUAGGAUUUCGUAUACUGUACUGGACUUCAAAGACGCCUUUUUCUGUCUAUCUCUGGCCCCUAAGAGAGCAAGGAGUACUUUGCCUUUAAGUGGAAAGAUCCUGAGUCAGGCAUUAUGGGCCAGCUCACGUGGACCCACUUACUUCAGGGCUUCAAGAACUCCCCCACCAUUUUUGAUGAGGCUCUACAACAAGACCUAGCCGCCUUUCCAAUCCCCAGGCAGUACGUGGAUGACCUCUUGGCUGCUUCCAGCAAGGAACUGUGUUUACAAGGCACUAACUGUCUUCUCAUGGAACUGGGAGAGUUAGAGGCUACCAUGCCUCAGCAAAGAAAGCCCAAAUAUGCCGCCAACAGGUGGACACCAUGUCCUUGAAGAUUCAGACCAGCAAUGUAACCAACAAGAAUGACCCUAAGUCCAUCAACUCUCGGGUCUUCAUUGGAAAUCUAAACACAGCUGUGGUAAAGAAGUCAGAUGUGGAGACCAUCUUUUCCAAGUAUGGCCGUGUGGCUGGCUGUUCUGUGCACAAAGGCUAUGCUUUUGUCCAGUAUGCCAAUGAGCGCCAUGCCCGGGCAGCUGUGCUAGGAGAGAAUGGGCGGGUGCUAGCUGGACAGACCCUGGAUAUCAACAUGGCCGGAGAGCCCAAGCCUAAUAGACCCAAGGGGCUAAAGAGAGCAGCAACUGCCAUCUACAGUGGCUACAGCUUUGACUAUGAUUACUACCAAGACUACUACUGUGCCAGGCUGUUUGAUUAUCGAGGCCGUCUUUCUCCAGUACCUGUGCCCAGGGCAGUUCCAGUGAAGCGACCCCGUGUUACAGUCCCUUUGGUUCGCCGUGUCAAAACUACAAUACCUGUCAAGCUCUUUGCCCGCUCUACAGCUAUCACUACUGGCUCAGCCAAAAUCAAGUUAAAGAGCAGUGAGCUACAGACCAUCAAAACAGAGCUGACACAGAUCAAGUCCAACAUCGAUGCCCUGUUGGGUCGCUUGGAACAGAUUGCUGAAGAACAGAAGGCCAACCCAGAUGGCAAGAAGAAGGGUGACAGCAACAGUGGUGGUGGAGGGAGCAGCAGUGGCGGAGGUGGCAGUGGCAAUGUUGGUGGUGGCAGCAGUGGCAGCAGCGGUGGUGGCAGUGGGAGCUGCAGCAGCAGCCGGCCCCCAGCCCCCCAAGAAGACACAGCUUCUGAGGCAGGCACACCCCAAGGAGAAGUCCAAACUCGAGAUGAUGGUGACGAGGAGGGACUGCUAACACAUAGCGAGGAAGAGCUGGAGCACAGCCAGGACACAGACGCAGAAGAUGGAGCCUUGCAGUAAGCAGCUUAACAGGAGCAUUGGCCACCAGCAGAAGGGCACCACUGUCUCAGGCUUCAAGCCAGGCACCCAUCUCUGGAUGCCAGUCUAUAGCGGGUACCAGAGGAAAGCUGGCAGCAGUAACUCCUCUCCCCAUGCAUCCUAGCCAGUGAGUGCUGCAUCCUUUGCAAGUGGAGUUACUGGCCCACCCUUACCCCUGCACUCUUCCUGUCUGCACUGCCUGGGCCAUCGGGCAGAAGCACUCUGCUCUUCUUCCCCAGGACAUUCCCAGGCUUGGGGUUUUUCUAUAGGUUUGAAGGGGGAGGGAGGGUUGGGAUGGGUGGGGAGAACCUGACAAUAAAGACAUUGGAUCCAAAUAUGCUCUGA